AUGUCGAAAUCAGCAGCUCUUGAAGCUUAUCCCACUGAAGGCCUUUCUGAGCGCAAGGGAAGACAGCCUCAGAAGUGGUGGCGCCUGGGCGGGAAAGAUGUCAGCCAUGUCUCUGUGAAUGACGGUUAUAUCGACUCGGAUGCGUCCUCCUUUGACGAAGAUGGCGAGGUCGUGAAGAACGUCAACAACGUCUUUGACGCACCUGAAGCUGCAGAGAUCUAUAAGCCAGUCGAAGGGUUUGAGGGCACUCAUCGCUUUGAUCCAUCAGCGACUUGGACGCAAGAAGAGGAGAAGGCUCUGAUCAGGAAGCUGGAUUGGCGCAUCGCCCUUCCCGCCUGUAUCAUGUUCUUCGCGCUCCAGUUGGAUCGUGGCAACAUUACUCAAGCGCUUUCAGACAACAUGCUGAAGGACUUGGGAUUGACCACCGACGACUACAAUAACGGCCAGACUAUCUUCUACUGCAGUUUCUUGUUCGCCGAGCUCCCCUCCCAACUCAUCAGCAAGAAACUUGGCCCGGACACAUGGAUUCCCAUCCAAAUGGUAUCAUGGAGUAUUGUUGCCGCAUCGCAGGCCGCAUUGUCCGGUAAAGCCAGCUUUUACAUAUGCCGUUCCUUGCUCGGCUUGAUCGAAGGAGGGUUCAUACCUGACACUAUUCUAUACCUCUCCUAUUUUUUCAAGAACUCAGAGUUACCCCGCCGCUUAAGUUGGUUCUGGACCUCUUAUCAAUCUACGCAAGUCGUGGGCGCUUUUCUAGCCUACGGUAUUCUCCACUUGCGAGGGCACAGUGGUUUGAAGCAAGGAUGGCGAUAUCUCUUCGCUAUUGAAGGCUCCUUCACCGGCCUCAUUGGUAUUCUGACAUGGCUAUAUCUACCCGCCUCACCAACCCAAACCGCACGACACGGAAUCAAGGGUCUUCUCCGCCCAAAGAAAGGCUGGUUCAACGAGCGUGAGGAGACCAUCAUGGUGACACGAAUCCUUCGGGAUGAUCCGGGCAAAGCGACCAUGCACAACCGACAGGGUAUCACUUGGUCACUGUUCAAGGAUGCUCUCACAGACUACGAUCUCUGGCCACUCUACCUAAUCGGACUAUCGUGGACCAUCCCAUCCACUCCUCCACAAGCAUAUAUCACGCUCACCUGCAAGGCAUUGGGCUUCGACACCUUCGAGACCAAUCUACUCACGAUCCCAGCAUAUGUGCUCUUCAUCCUUCAACUCCUCUUCUGGACCUGGGUAUCCGAGAAGAUCAACCAGCGCGUGCUGCUAGGUGUCGUGAACCAGUUCUGGUGCCUCCCAUUACUCAUCGCCCUAGUGACCCUGCCACCGACGUUCCAUAAUUCCAACUGGUCGAAAUGGGUUAUAUCGACCCUCCUUGUCGGAUAUCCCUACGUGCACGCCAUCCUGGUGGCGCUGACAUCUCGCAAUUCUGGCACCGUGCGGACACGUACGGUCGGCUCGUCUCUGUACAACAUGGCGGUCCAGACGUCGAACAUCAUCUCGUCGCAGAUCUAUCGCGCCGACGAUAAGCCUUACUACUACCGCGGCAACAAGGUGUUGUUGGGGAUUGUGGCAUGGAAUUUCGUGGUCUUCAUCUUCGCCAAGGUCUACUAUGUGCGUAAGAAUAAUCAGCGUGAUCGGAUCUGGGGUAGCAUGUCUCGAGAGGAAAGGAUUCAUUACUUGGCCACUACCACCGACAAGGGUAACAAAAGGCUGGAUUUCAGAUUCGCGUCUUGA
Molecule: messenger RNA, 1731 nt
Organism: Exophiala bonariae
Lineage: Eukaryota; Fungi; Ascomycota; Eurotiomycetes; Chaetothyriales; Herpotrichiellaceae
Exons: 4
Coding region: 1-1731 (576 amino acids)
Biological process (GO): transmembrane transport
Cellular component (GO): membrane
Molecular function (GO): sulfate transmembrane transporter activity
Source: RefSeq, a predicted model, not a curated record